This is a messenger RNA of Nematostella vectensis (starlet sea anemone), 1955 nucleotides long. Its product is annotated as alpha-taxilin. The record is from RefSeq and is a predicted model, not a curated record. The transcript is spliced from 13 exons. NCBI's taxonomy places the organism in Eukaryota, Metazoa, Cnidaria, Anthozoa, Actiniaria, Edwardsiidae. Gene Ontology annotation, molecular function: syntaxin binding. Bases 16 to 1737 code for a protein of 573 amino acids.
GAAAUCUGUCCCAAAAUGAAACGACCGCGGAGACUUGGUACGAGCCUCGAGUGGAAGAUCCGAGGGAGAAUGGCACGAGCGUUCCAGAACUCUUCAGUUUCGAAUCUUCGAUCGGCGCAAAAUAUUCUCGAUAAAAACACGUUAUUAUCUGCUUUUGUCAUGGAGACAACUGUUGACCAGACACAAAAGGAGUUCAACGAAAACGGGAGUUUACAUGAAGAAGAUGCCGAAUUGGAUUCAAAUUUGGAUGAGAAACCGCAAGCUCCUGGGAUCGAAAAAAAGGCAACGAAAAAGCCUAAAGAAGGAAAGAGGAAUAAAGAAGAGGAAAAAAGAAUAAAGCUUCUGAUGCGUGCAUUCGAAGGCUUAGAUAGCACGGAAGCCAAGUUAGAAGCCCUCGCCAAGAAAUACGUUCAACUGGCAUCUGAACAUAAAGUGGUAGAGCAUAGAAAGGAUGAACUAGAGGCCAGAAAUGAAAAGCUCACAAAGGAAAGGGACGCGCUCCAGUCAGACUUCAAUAAGACAACACUUGCAAAGAGUAAGCUGGAAAGCCUGUGUCGUGAGCUGCAGCGGCACAGCAAACUUGUCAAGGAAGAGUGUCAAUUGAGGGCUGCAGAAGAAGAAACCAAGAGGAAAGAGCUAUCAGACAAAUUCCAGACAACCAUUAAUGAUAUUUCACAACAGAUGCAGGACAACUUCAAGCGCAAUGAACAACUAAAGCAAGAAAAUGAAGAGCUUGCAGGGAAGCUGAAAGGACUAGUUGAUCAGUAUGAGUCUCGAGAAGAGCAUGUAGAUAAAGUAUUUAAGCACAAACAGCUAGAACUUCAGCUGGCUGAGGCAAAGAUGGCGCAGCAGAAUUUGGUAUUCAACGAAAUGAAAGAAAAAACUCUCAUGGAGAAGCAAGAGCUGUUAAAGGACUCACUGGAUUAUCGUAAGAAAUAUGAGUUAAUGGUGCUGCAGGAGAAGGAGUUAAAAACUCAGGUAGCAUUGUACACAGAAAAGUUUGAGGAGUUCCAGUCUACUCUCACUAAGAGUAAUGAGAUGUUUGUCACAUUCAAGAAAGAGAUGGAUAAGAUGACAAAGACAAUCAAGAAACUGGAGAAAGAAAACAAGACGUGGAAGUCACGGUUUGAGGGCACUAACCGAUCACUGCUUGAGAUGCUAGAUGAGAGGGCCAAAAUGGAGAAAGAGCGACUUGCCCUGUCUGCCCGUAAUGACAAGCUUGAAAGUCUCUGCCGCGCUAUGCAAAAAGAGAGACUUAUUUUAAAUAAACAGGCACUGGAUGAGCUUAAACUCAAUGAGGAUAGUCCAUCCGAGACACAGACCACCGGGGCUCCCACCCCUCCCAUAGGCUCUACAGUCACGGAAAGAGAGGUACAGGGUGCCCUAGACGGAGUCUCCACUUCGAGUGAGCAAGACACGCCCCAUGACCAAGGCAUAGAGGACACCAUAGAUGGGGACCUCACCUCGAGCGAGCAGGCCACACCCACGGACAAAGACACAGACCUAAUGGUCGAUUCAAUGAAUGCAGAAAAUGAAGAUUUUUCUGAGGAGAAGAAGACAGAGCCGGAACCGGAAGACACAUCGUCUUUAAAUACAGAGACGCAAGAUGAUUGUCAGCCAGAAAUCCCACAAUCCAGUUCGGAACAAGAGUCACGUGACUCGAAUACUUCGUCGGAGAAUUCUAAUGCUUCUGGUGAAAGAGAGCCGAAGAGUGUAACAGAGAGUAAUUGUAGCUAGAAUUGCACGCUUUUGGCAUUUUGUGUUAGACAAUCUUUGACUGAAAUAACGUGUUGUGUAUAUUUUGUAUUUUAACUAAAGCUUAGAAGUAAACGGACCCACAUUUUGUUAGCAUUUACUAUUAUUUUUACCAUAAACAUAAUUUUAUGUUUAUACUUUGUUGUUUAGUUCAUUGACUGCAUGAAACUUUGUUUACAAAAUAAAAUUAAAACUUUGUU